GAGCAGAGCGGUAAAUGUGAAUAUGAAUCACAGCAGCGUCCCCAUCAGCAGAAACCUGUUGGCCCUUCUGAUGACAGGACUUUAAUGAAUCUAGCAACAAUCAGAGCUCGUUUCACUGGAUUCAAAGGUCUUAAUUAAACAUUGUUUGGAGGAUACAUUAAAAGAACGAAACUAAACAUCCUGGCAAACUGCCACAGGCACCCAGUUGUUUUGAUUGUCAUCUUUUGACCUUGCCUUUUUAUUAGUAGAAGGGUGGCACUUCUGUCACUGCACUGUGGAAAAGUCUGAGGAUGGAGCAGCAUGCCAUCACUGCUCAGAACCUCCAGAACCCCGUCCCAGCCAGGACGUCCCUGUUGGAGCUGAAGACGGAUUAAGAGUGGAUCAACCACACAGAACCCUCUGGAGUGGAGAGGAGACGGCUCAUGACUGAUAGGAAACUAUUUUAAAAAUAAGGCCCAGCACACCCAUCCUCAGUGAAGAUGAGUCACAUGAAGCAGUUUAAGCGGAUUCCCAUGUCAAAGUCCAUGAGGAGCUUGUGUAAAGAGGAAGACUAUGCCUUUCUGGGAAUUUCAGCAAGCACAAUGAAGGAAACCGCAGGAUUGGCUGCUCUGGAGGAUCGCUGGAGAGAUGAAAAGGAGAGGCGGGUCCGUAGGCAGUUGGAACGGGAGAAGCAGGAACAAGACCGAGUCCGGGCAAUCGAGGAGAGCAAGAAGGAAAAGGAGCGGCAAUGGCAGACUCACAUAGCAGAACUGAACUCCAGCCAAGAGACGUUUGUGCAGAAAAGACUGGCGAGGCUCAGAGAAUUCAGGGAGUUUCAGAGGAACGUGUUAGCCAGCGAGGAGCGCAUGGACGGUGAAGCCGCAGACCAACUCCUCAAAAGAAUGUAGAUGUAAAUGGAUAAAUGUGUGGACAUGCGCUUCAAUGCACAAAACCUGCAAUCAAGCUUAGCAACAACCAAGUUAGCAGCACAUUGUGAUGCACUUUAAACCAAAAUGUUUUGGAUUCUUUAAAUGUACUCACUUUUUAAAUGCCCUUACAGCUUUGUUUGCACUCACAGAAAAGUAGGUUGUUGAGUAAUAAGAUACUUAUUGCAAUAAACUAGAGGCUGUAAAAAAACUAUUUCAAUAAAAUAAAACAAAACUAAAAACUAAAACCAGAAAGAAACACCAUAGUGCUAAAUAAUGACAGGAUCCAGCAGGGAACAAUUGUAAACACACACAUGUAGGAUUGUCCCUAGCUGUACAAGUGUGAGGUUGUGUUUAGUUGUGUGACCCUGCAAAAGACUGGUGACCGGUACAGGGUGUACCCCAGCUUUGCCCUACAGAAGCUGGGAUAGGCUCCACCCACCCAUGACCCUGAAAGGGAUUCAAUAGGUUUUGAACAGAUGUAAACAUAAACUACCACCUCAUUGUGGUUUGGGGUGGCUGGAUGGCUCAGUUGGCUGCAUGUAGGACUGGUGCGUGGGUCCCUACACAAGACCCUUCGUGCUACUCUAUUACUAUGGAGCAAGAAGGGGGUUCAAGUCUGGGUCUCCCUGUGCCGGUUCCCAGCCCGGAUAAAAAUACAGGGUUGUGUCAGGAUCGCUGCCAAACCAGCCGUGCCACUCAGUGGAAGCUAAUACACUGUGUCAACCCCUAAAAGGAUAUGCCGAAAGGUGAACCACAACAACCAUAUUGUGGUUGGGGGACAAGAGCUUGACGAUAAUAUGGACGAAGUGACGAGUCAGACUAAGAACAGGUCAAAUGUCCCUUAAGGAAUCUCAAAGGUGAAAACUAAGUUGUCCAGAUGUAGUGAGCCCCAGUGUUGAGGUUCUCAGGCGAGCGCAUGGUGGCCUCUUCCUACAAGACACAGCUCAGACAAAACCGCCUACAUGGAAUCCUCUUCCUGUAGAACACCACCUACAAGAAAGACCACAUCAGAUUGGUUUAGUGUGAUUUGGGUGUCAGGAACUGGUGGUGAAGGACCCAAAAUGCAGGAGAUCAAGCUUGGUGACAAACUUAAACACUUAAUAAAUUAACCAGCACAUGACAAAAACCAAUGGAGAAACAUAAAGGUGACACAACAGAGCAGAUCAGAUGACCUGACAAUGACAAACUGAAAACCAAACACUUAAAUAGACUGAGAGGAAUGGAUAAGAAUGGAAGGAGCUGUGGAUGAUCAACGCAAAUCUAGAGUGACUGAUAGAAGAACAACUCUGAGAAUGAACAAAACCAAGAACGCAACGGAAAAACCAAACAGCACAGAAUGACUAUAAUGUCACAAAUAGGUUCUUUUUCAAACUGCAUUUUUCUUCAACAAUUUGAAAAAAGAACAACAAUUAGAAGAUUCAUUUUCUUUAAAUAUAUCAUCCAUGGUCACAAGAACAUUUUCAAAACACUAUUUUCAAUGGAGUGGGUCUUUAAAUAUCGCAGCAAUUUGUUGCAGGCCAUUACAGGAUAUGUCUUUAAGGUAGAGCGAACUAAUAACUUCAGCUGAGCCAACAAAAGUUUUUAAGCCUUCACAAACUGCUGUUGGUGCACAAAAAUGUCUGUGCCUCCUGAGGCUAAAUAUUACCACCAUUGUAAUUUGUAGAAGUCCAAAUGGUUUAUUCUACAUCUCUAUCAUAGAUCUGGAGUUCCUGUCAGAAUGAAUGUGUCGAGCAGCUCAUUUUAGGAACAAACUGCCAACAGGUUAUUUUUAGGAGCCUCUCAAACAUUUAGCCCACAUUUUUACAACGAUGAAGUUUGUUUAAAUAAGAAAAAACAUGUUUUGGCGCCAGAUGUCCCCAAAAGUGCAAUUUAAGACAAUACUUUUUGUACCAACAGUUGUGUUUGUUUUAUUGACGAAUGGAGUCUACACAUCAAUGCGCGUCGAACCAAAAGUAUGUUUUUGCAAUUUAUAAUCUACAUUGCAUGUGUGCAUGUACGCUGUCAACAUUUUUUACAGACAAUAAAAAAAUGCACAAAAAAA
Messenger RNA from Oryzias latipes (Japanese medaka), 2949 nucleotides. RefSeq lists its product as uncharacterized. Lineage: Eukaryota; Metazoa; Chordata; Actinopteri; Beloniformes; Adrianichthyidae. The record is from RefSeq and is a predicted model, not a curated record.